UCAGCAAAGGGCCCCGAGCUUCUCUAGUGGGGGAUGUGUCACGGUUUAUAUUUUUGAAGAAAAUGGUUGUUAUUUAUUGAUACAGUCCUCUGAAAGUGAGCCUUUACAAUGUAGAUGUGCUGUAGAGCAUGGUCCUGUGUCAGUAAGGGAAUUUAUGUACAUUGCAGUCACUGCUUGCUUUCUUCCUUUAAAGAAAACUUCUUUUCAGUGUUGUUUUUUAUUGCUGCUUGAAAAUACUGCAAGGUGGUAUUCGGAGUGUCACCUGGGCCCUCUGCCUGGGAUGCUUGGCCCUCAUAAGAUGCAUCCUGUGAGAAUUGGGGUAAAUUGUAAACCCAGUAAAGGUCCCAGAAUCGAACGUCAGACUGUGGGGUCAGUCUGCAUGUUUAGCAAAUGGGAACAAGAAUAAAAUACUGUGCACUGAUAAACAUUUUUUCUUUUUUUUUCUGGAGAGAAAACAAGCCUAUAAAUCAGUUUCCGCUGUUUGUCAGGGAAGUCUGUUGUUUUCUCCAUCCUUUAAUCAGAGAGAGAGGUCAAAGUCACAUGCAGCAGGCUCUGUCUCGCAGCCCAUGUCCUGUAGUUACAAGUGUAGUUUAACUAUUUGCCAGCACGUGCACAAAUACCUUUGUGCUCUCAAGAGCACUCUUGCUUCUCUUAGCAGUCCAGAAGGUUCAAGUGUGCCUCAUUGCUUGUGGAAUGUUAAACACAUGGUGAAGGUGUCAUAACUUGGGGUAAUUUGUGCAUGCACACAUGCAAGACUUCAGAAAUACAUGACUUUAUUUUUGAUUACUGAAUCUCUAAGUUUAAAAUUGCUGUAGGUAGACACUUAUGGUUGCUGAGACUCCUAAAGUUGCUGUGGUUCCUUUCAUUUCAGACAAAUCAACCUUUCAGUGAUUCACCAGUAUGUGGAUUACCUGGUAAGCAAGCAGAACGUGAAGAACAUCUUUGUGAAUGGCACCACAGGAGAAGGCCUGUCCCUUAGCAUCCAGGAGAGGAAGCAGUUGGCAGAAGAAUGGAUGUGCCAAGGGAAAGACAAGCUGGAUCAUGUAAUAAUUCAUGUGGGAGCUUUAAGUCUACUGGAGUCCCAAGAACUGGCCAGACAUGCAGCAGCCAUAGGUGCUAGUGGUAUUGCAGUAAUAGCUCCCUCCUUCUUCAAACCCACAAAGAAAGAUGAACUCCUUGGUUUCUUACAGAAAGUUGCAUCCGAAGCCCCUACAGUUCCAUUUUAUUACUACCACAUUCCAGCUCUGACGGGUGUAAAGAUUCGUGUUGAGGAGCUGCUGGAUGGAAUAAGAGAGCAGAUCCCCACCUUCCAGGGUGUGAAGUUCAGCGACACAGACCUCUUGGACCUUGCACAGUGUAUAAACAAGAAUGAGAGAGAACGGUUUGUGUUUCUCUAUGGAGUAGAUGAGCAACUGUUGAGUGCACUGGCAAUAGGGGCAAAUGGAGCAGUUGGAAGUACCUACAACUACCUAGGUAGGAAAACCAACCUGAUGUUGCAAGCUUUUGCAAAGCCAGACCUUGCAUUAGCACAGAAGUACCAGUUUCUCACGGGGGAAUUUCUCAGUUUUGUCAUCAAACUAGGUUUUGGUGUUGCACAGACAAAGGCUGUAAUGACUUUUGUUUCUGGCAUCCCCAUGGGACCUCCACGGCUUCCUCUUGUUAGUGCCUCUGAGGAAUUCAUUGCCAAGGCCAAAGCCAAGCUGGAGAGCAUUGUGUGGCCUGAUGGUGACUGACUUCACUCCCACGUCGAUGUGCAGGGGCUCCUUUUCUGGGAUUUGCUGUCACUUGGCAUGCUCCUAAUGCAAUGGGCUGAUUUGGCUGUGAUCUCCUUCAGGAAAAUGAAAGUAAUCAGCGUGGAAGGGCUGGCACACACGUAGCCAGCCACCUGUUCUUUAACUUCACUCUGCUCUUCUGGAGCUCUGCACUGCCCAGCACUGGCUGCUAUCAUUAAACAAACAAAAAAAAAAAGACAAAAAAAACCCAAAAAAACAACAACCAAACUGGUUUGCUCCAGCAGAGGGAUCCUGACUUUCUUUUGUUUAGAAAGAAAGGUCUGCCUGCACUGCCCUAAACAGGAGGGGAAUCAACUUUUUACAAGGGUAGGCAGCAACAGGACAAGGGGGAAUGGUUUUAUCCUCAAGGAGGGUAGGUUUAGACUGGAUGUCAAGAGGAAGUUCUUCGAAGAGAGAGUGGUGAGGUGCUGGAACUGCUUGCCCAGAGAGCUGUGGAUGCUCUGUCCUUGGAGAUGUUCAGGAC
Messenger RNA from Phasianus colchicus (ring-necked pheasant), 2256 nucleotides. NCBI's taxonomy places the organism in Eukaryota, Metazoa, Chordata, Aves, Galliformes, Phasianidae. The record is from RefSeq and is a predicted model, not a curated record.